Symbiodinium necroappetens is the source of this 2850-nucleotide messenger RNA. NCBI's taxonomy places the organism in Eukaryota, Dinophyceae, Suessiales, Symbiodiniaceae. The record is from the annotation of a GenBank genome assembly.
AUGCAGUGUCAACUGUGCCUCGAUGUCAAAAAGGCCAACAGGGCACAACGACUCUACGAGCAGCAGAUGUCUCAUGUCCUGGAAGUCCUGCAGGAUAUGGAGGAAAAGUUGAUCCUCCGUGGCCUUGCUCGGGAAAAGGCAUUCCUUGACUUGCGGAGGGCAGGUGUUGAUUACAACAUCGCUUUGCUGGAUGCUUGGAACUUUCGGGUGACCCAUGGGCGCCACCUGUUUGCUCCUGAAGUGUUCCGAUAUGUCGAUGACGUUGUCAUUGUAAGACCUGCUCCGAGGGAUCACGAUCAUGACACCGAGGUAGCUUCUGCGGCCGAUUUCCUGGUUCAUCAUGGAUAUGUGUUCGACUGGGAAUCUCAGCUUGAUGAAGCUCAGCAGAUGACCCGCAACUUGGGAUUUCGGUUUUGGCUCAAGGAAAAGGUUUCACAGACACGCAGUGCUGCGACAGAGCGUGCCGGUGGAGCUGCGGAGUCUGAGGGCGCUUUCAAGUGCAAUGCGAGUCAAGCAGUCGGCAAUCCCUUGAAAGCAGGCACAUCUGCGGAGGAAUGCUGUCAAGAUAUCUGCGAGCUGCACAAGUGCAGCCCUCUAUGGGUCCCCAAUCCGGAAGCGAGAACGCUGCCCGGGAACACAGACGAGAAAUGCUGCUUGCCCACCUGCGGGCAGGUGAGAUGUGAUCCUGGCUACAUCUAUGACGAGCCCAUGAUUGAAAAGCCUGGCACCACGAAAGAGGAGUGCUGCGUGAAGUCGUGCGAGCUUUUCAAAUGCGAUGCUGCUCAUGGCUUCAGCAUCCCUGAGAAGAAGAAAUCCCAAAAAGCCACUUCGGCAGAUGACUGCUGUGAGCCCCAGUGUCGCCAUCACGACUCUGGGCUGCAGGAGUCUGAGAAAGGUUGGCUCAAAGAUGUGAGCAAGGAUGAUCAGACCCGUCGGAUGAAAAAUGCUGCAUACAGCAGUGCGCGUCAUUCCAGUGUCCGAAAGGAUGGCAGCCUGAUGAGGAAGAACCGACGCUCGCUGCUGCAAGGAGACCUGCGCCAAGCAGACAUGUUCGCCGCCCAAGAUUGCUGCGGCAAUCCGGUGAAAAGUAGCCAAAGAGCCAAGAGCCCACGGGUGUACAUUUGCCUGGCGCCUCGAGGACUGAAAGGCUUCCCGUUCAUGGUACGAGAAGACGAUUCCCACUCAAGCUAUGGAGCCUACUUCUCCAUAGAGAAUGGCAAGGUGAGAUGUGUUUUCGACAAAGACUUCGGUGACCACGGCCUCUGUCGUCUGGCCACAGGCGAGAAGGAGCAGCGCGGGCGUUGCCUGCGAGACGGCCUAAGAAAAUUGGCAGUCUACGAGACGUCCUGGCUGCGGAACAUGCAGUACGACCUCGAAGGGGCUGCAAAGGAUGCCGAAGACUUCGAUGCGGUCAAAGAGCUGCAGGACUUCAUUGAGUCCGCGGUGAAGGAAGUCGGUGCUGGACCGUCCGCAAGUGCUCUUGUGGCCUUGCCUUUUUUCCAGCUCGGCAAAGCCCGUGAACCGCGCAAGGUGACACCCGAACUACAGCAGCUUGCGCAGGUCCAGCAGCACAUUCGACAGCUGAUGGACGAAAUGAGUCCUGUGAUAUCUUCGAUGCUGGAAGGACCCGAAGGGGAGCAGGCUGAAAGCCUCAGCCGGCGGGUCACCGAGUGGCGGCCGCGGGCCGCCUUUUGCCAGGUCCUCCGCACUGCAGUCAUGCGAGACGACCCCCAGGGCACAGAACUGGACGGCGCUGCCGGGAAAAAUCUCAGCCCUCGAGCGUUCGAGGCGCUUGCAGUGUGCUUCAAAGCUGCGUUGGACUCUUCGGACGAGCAGAGUGAUGCGUGGUGCGGUCGUGACUUGAUGGUGUUGGCCCAGUUGUUUCGAACUGACGAUGAGGACGGCAAGCAGGUGUCCCUGCUUUCCCGUGUUUACAACCACGCGCUGUGGAACAAGGUGACCUUUUGGGAGGAAGUCUUGCUACUGUCCUUGUGCGAGGCUUACGCUGCUGAAGCUGUUUGGCGGCGAUCUGUGCCAGCAGGCAGCCAGUUUAGCAAGCCUGCGCUCCUCGAGUUGCCAAGGCGCUUCGUGGGAUACAUGAUGGCCUUCGGCAUCAGCUUUGAGCAGGGCAGGAGUUCAGUCACCAGCACCCUCCGCAAGAGCCAUGCCUUCCUCGGCCAGCAGACGGUCCAAUUGUACGGCCAGCUGCUCUUGUCGGCUUACGAGGUGGCAACACCCCAGGGCACGGCGACGGGCCCGGGAGAACUCAACUUGGCUGUGCUCGAGGCACCCCCUUGCGCAGCUCCCAAGUCCACGGAGGCUUGGUCCUCACCAGAGGACGACUUCGAGGCUGUUGCUCUGGGCGUGCAGGCAGAUUUCACGUCGGAAGGCCGCCAGAUGGGAGAGAUGACACCAUCUUCUGCACCAGAGGAUCAUGCGUCCGAUGAAGACGCCGACACAGGAGCGGAAUCAGAAGCACUCCGGGUCUUGGCUGAAGCUCAGCCAAAGGUGCUGCCCACCUUGGACUUUGAGGGGCUCGCGGCUUCGGAGCAGAGUGGCCUCUUGCUCCAGGAGGUGCAGGCUGCCAUGGCUCAGUUUGCCAGCCGUUCACUUCACAUCGAGCUGGGCGGAGCGGAAGAGGGCGUGGAGGUGACGAUGACCAUCAAGAAUGCCUCCUCCGGUGAAGCCAAGGCUCUCAAGGCCGAAAUUCUUCGAGCAGAGGAGAACUUCUUGGGCGAGGUGGAGCAGAGGCUGGCGGCUGCGAAGAUUGGGCCGAGCAGUGGUGGCCCCGGACGCCGUGGGAUCCUAUGCUCCUUGGGGUUGGCGAGCAUUCAAUCGAAACCAGUCUGA